Emys orbicularis (European pond turtle) is the source of this 2495-nucleotide messenger RNA. RefSeq names its product activin A receptor type 1 (gene ACVR1). The record is from RefSeq and is a predicted model, not a curated record. The transcript has 10 exons. Gene Ontology annotation, cellular component: BMP receptor complex; plasma membrane. Gene Ontology annotation, molecular function: transmembrane receptor protein serine/threonine kinase activity; ATP binding. Gene Ontology annotation, biological process: transforming growth factor beta receptor signaling pathway; heart development; protein phosphorylation. Lineage: Eukaryota; Metazoa; Chordata; Testudines; Emydidae. Bases 1 to 1560 code for a protein of 519 amino acids.
AUGGAUACAUUUCUGUCCAGAUCUACAAUGAUAGAUGGAGUUAUGAUUCUUCCCGUGCUGCUGCUGCUGGCUUUUCCAUCACCCAGUCUGGAAGAUGAGCUGGAACUAAAUAUGGUCCGCUACGAGUGUGUGUGUGAAGGCAUGUCCUGUGGGAAUGGAGAUCGCUGCCAGGGCCAGCAGUGCUUUGCCUCCCUGAGCAUAAAUGAUGGCACUAAAGUUUACCAGAAAGGCUGCUUCCAAGUCUAUGAACAGGGGAAAAUGACAUGCAAAACACCCCCGUCUCCUGACCAAGCUGUCGAGUGCUGUCAGGGAUAUUUGUGCAACAUGAAUAUCACAGCACAAUUGCCUACUAAAGGGCAAACCCUCCAGGGAGAAGCUGUGGGUUACAGCAUGGAAAUGCUAGUCAUUGUUAUACUGGCUCCGGUGAUAGUGCUGAUAAUAUUUUCAGCGUUAGCUGUGCUGAUUAUUCGAAAAAUACAGCAAAACCACAUGGAAAGACUCAAUGCUAGGGAUGCAGAGUACGGCACAAUUGAGGGACUCAUUACAUCAAAUGUUGGCGACAGUACAUUGGCAGACUUAUUGGACCAUUCCUGUACAUCUGGAAGUGGCUCUGGUCUUCCUUUCCUGGUACAAAGAACAGUGGCUCGUCAGAUUACACUCUUAGAGUGUGUAGGAAAAGGCCGAUAUGGAGAGGUCUGGAGGGGUCAGUGGCAAGGAGAAAACGUUGCAGUGAAGAUCUUUUCUUCACGAGAUGAAAAAUCCUGGUUCAGGGAAACUGAAUUGUACAACACUGUGUUACUGCGGCAUGAAAAUAUUUUAGGUUUUAUUGCAUCAGAUAUGACUUCUAGAAACUCCAGCACCCAGUUGUGGUUAAUUACACACUAUCAUGAAAUGGGAUCUCUGUACGACUAUCUACAACUCACUACACUAGACACUGUCAGCUGCCUACGAAUAGUCCUGUCCAUAGCCAGUGGUCUUGCACACUUGCACAUAGAGAUAUUUGGGACCCAGGGGAAGCCUGCCAUUUCCCAUCGGGACUUGAAGAGCAAAAAUAUCCUUGUUAAAAAAAAUGGGCAGUGCUGCAUAGCAGAUUUAGGUCUUGCAGUUAUGCAUUCCCAAAGCACUAAUCAGUUGGAUGUGGGGAACAACCCCCGUGUGGGUACCAAGCGCUACAUGGCGCCUGAAGUCUUAGAUGAAACCAUUCAAGUGGACUGUUUUGACUCUUAUAAAAGGGUUGACAUCUGGGCUUUUGGACUAGUCCUCUGGGAAGUAGCUAGACGCAUGGUUAGCAAUGGUAUUGUAGAAGACUAUAAACCUCCAUUCUAUGAUGUGGUUCCAAAUGACCCUAGUUUUGAAGAUAUGAGAAAAGUGGUCUGUGUGGAUCAGCAAAGGCCAAACAUUCCCAACAGAUGGUUCUCCGACCCAACACUAACCUCUCUUGCCAAGCUGAUGAAAGAAUGCUGGUAUCACAAUCCAUCGGCAAGACUAACAGCCCUGCGUAUCAAAAAGACUUUGACCAAAAUUGAUAAUUCCUUAGAUAAACUGAAAGCUGACUGUUGAUGUUCUUGUGGUGCUGUCAAGAUGGAAGUCUUUUGUCCAGUUCAGAAAUAUUCUGGCCUGACGAGUUCUAGAACUGGUCCCGAAUGGCUUCUUAGAGGCAGACGUUCUUAUCUAGCCAUUCAUUUGGGAAACAAUGGAACCAUACGAACCCUGCUCAGUGACUGUCGUGGGCAUUUCACAAAGGGUCAAACUAUAAAGACUUAUGCUGGAUGUACUGUUGCAAAGAUAGUGGCCUGAAGGAAGACACAGAAAUCCUAAAACAAGAUCAGGGCAUUAAACAAUGGCUUUGAAUAGCUUUUUAUAGAGAGACUCCUAGUCACUCCCAGGACAAACACAUGGAAGUGGUAAAUUUUAAUCAGCAAUAUUGCCUGUGCUUCUCCUCUUUAUUGCACUAGGAAUUCUUUGCAUUCCUUACUUGCACUGUUACUGUUAAUUUUAAAGACGUGACUUGCCAAAAAUGAUUGGCUAUGUACCCCAUUGAUCUGUGUCUGAAUAGGAAAUCGAUUUGAUAAAUUGAAAAUGUAACUGUCAGAUUUUAGUGCAUUUUACAUGUGUACUGAUGUUUACAAUAAUGCUGAACAUUAGGAAUUUCUCAUUUAUACAAAACUUGCAAAUUAUUUAUUACUAAUGCACUUGCCAGUUUUAAAAAACUGAAUAAGUGCAUAAAGUUAAAGCUUAUUUUUAUGUGGCCUCUUUCAUUAUUUCUUACACAGAUGUUUUUGUAACACAAUAUAAUCUGAAACAGAAAUUGCUUUCUGUAUUAUCAUAUUACAACGUGUUAGUCACAUUUUAAAUGCUUCACUUUUGUAGGUGUGGUCUGUAACAUGAGUUCAGUUCAAAUGCGGAACAUAUAUUUAGCCACUACCCACACAACACCGCAUCUAGUGUUUUACUGAUCUAGAACAUGAAAGCAAUGUAGGACUUCAGUAGAUUUU